UAUUUCUGAUAAGGGACAUUUUUUUCCGGGGUUGUAAGGAUAUUUUAUUUUUCACUUGAUCAUUGAACGACAUCCGAACUCUUUACUUUUACAUAUUUUUGUAUCACUACUAUUUUUAUUUUUCCAAACAGUACUUGUGACACGUAAAGUCCGUAAUCAAAAAUAAGUAGGUAUGUCCCACAUUGAUAUUGAUGGGGCAGACGAUGGCGAGUUCACCGGAUACCGUGGAAUGAGCAUCUGUACGAACGGUAUAAACCGUUCUUUAAACCUACGAAUCUCUCGUGCCGUGAGUUAAAAUGAAAUUGACUGUCAAUGCUGAUCUGCUAAAAGAACGUGAAAAAUGCACUUUUGAUGUUGAAGAACUCACUAAUUUUUUGGAUGGAGGUGCUACACAAACCUUGAAUAGAAGAAAACUUGAAAAUUUUUUCCUUUCUGAUCCGAGAUUGAAGGAUGAAGUUCCAAUGGAAUAUUUAAGUCACAAAGAACGUUAUGAGCAUGCUGUACGUAAAAGUUGUAUUUUAUUCCAAAAAGUGAAUGAAUGGCAACAAUCUGAUGAGAGUACUAGCAGUUCCAUGGAAAUAUACAAAUCACUCUUAGGUGGAUCAAUAGGUAGUGCAAUAAUUAAGGAUGGUACACCUUUUUCUGUGCAUUAUGUUAUGUUUAUACCAACCAUUAUGGGUCAGGGAACAUUGGAACAGCAAGGAUAUUGGGUUGGUCGAGCUUUUAGCAAUCAAAUUAUAGGAACCUACGCUCAGACUGAACUUGGUCAUGGGACAUUUAUUCGAGGCUUAGAAACAACUUGUACUUAUGAUCCAGCUGCAGAAGAAUUUAUUUUGAAUAGUCCUACAUUAACGUCAUAUAAAUGGUGGCCUGGUGGACUUGGACAUACUUGUAACUAUGCAGUUGUAAUGGCUCAGCUCUACACCAAAGGAGAGUGUUUUGGUAUACACCCAUUUAUAGUUCAACUCAGAGAUGAGGAAACAUGGAAUCCAAUGCCUGGAAUAAAAAUCGGCGAAAUUGGAAGUAAAUUAGGAAUGAAUUCAACUAAUAAUGGGUAUUUAGCUUUCGAUAAAGUGAGAAUACCUAGAAUGAAUAUGCUUAUGAAAAAUGCCCAAGUUCUUAAGGACGGAACUUACAAAAAAUCAGUAAAUGACAAACUAACAUAUGGUACUAUGAUUUUUGUUCGUGUAGUGAUUGUUAGAGAUUUAGUAUGUAGUUAUGUAUCAAAAGCUGCAAUAAUAGCAACUAGAUAUAGUUGUGUUAGAAGACAGUCAGAACUUAAGCCCGGUGCAGGUGAAUCUCAAAUUUUAGAUUACCAAACACAACAAUAUAAAAUUUUUCCAGCUAUAGCCCUUAGCUUAGCAUACAAGUUUGCUGCAAUGUGGCUUUGGGAUACUUAUAAUGAAGUAACUUCACAGUUAGAUUUAGGCAAUUUAGGAAAAUUGCCAGAGUUACAUGCAAUGGCAUGCUGCUUAAAAGCUGUCAGUACUGCUGAUGCUGCUGUUGCAGUAACAAAAUGUCGUUUAGCAUGUGGGGGACAUGGAUAUAUGAAUUGCAGUAAUUUUCCAAAUAUGUAUGCAAUGACAUCUGCCACUGAAACAUAUGAAGGAGAAAAUACUGUGCUUCUUUUGCAAACAGCAAGGUUUUUGUUUAAAUCAUGUCAUGAUGCAAAAUGUAAUUUAAUUCUAACUGAAACUGUAUCGUAUUUAAAUACUUUCAAAAGCUCAAGACGUAAGACCUGGAACACAAAUUUAGAAUGUAUGAACAAUGCAUUUACACAAGUUGCUGGAAGUAAAAUUGAAAAUUGCUACUUCACUAUAAACCAAUUAGUAAAUUCUGGAAUGUCUCAAGAAGAUGCUUGGAAUGAAAAUACUAUUAAAUUAACUCAAGCAACUGAAGCACACUGUAGAGCAUUUGUAAUAAACACUUUUAUUACAACACUUAAAACUGUAAAACUUUCAGCAGAGUUAAUGAAAGUACUUACAGAGUUGUGUAAAUUAAUUUGUUGUCAUUGGAUUAUAAAUCAAUUAGGUGAUUUCCUUCAGUAUUCAAAUCUUAAAUCAAAUGAUGUUCCAUCAGUACAGUCUUUAUUAGAAGAAUGCUUAAGAUGUAUUAGACCCAAUGCAGUAGGGUUGGUAGAUAGUUUUGAUGUACGAGAUGAAAUAUUGGCUUCUGCUUUAGGAGUAUAUGAUGGAAAUGUCUAUGAGCGUCUAAUAGAAGAUGCUAACAAAAGCCCUUUAAAUCAAGAUCCUGUUAAUAUAUCUUUUUAUAAAUAUUUAAAACCAUUUUUAAAAUCAAAUCUAUAA
Sipha flava (yellow sugarcane aphid) is the source of this 2306-nucleotide messenger RNA. RefSeq names its product probable peroxisomal acyl-coenzyme A oxidase 1. Gene Ontology annotation, biological process: fatty acid beta-oxidation using acyl-CoA oxidase; lipid homeostasis. Gene Ontology annotation, molecular function: FAD binding; fatty acid binding; acyl-CoA oxidase activity. Lineage: Eukaryota; Metazoa; Arthropoda; Insecta; Hemiptera; Aphididae. The record is from RefSeq and is a predicted model, not a curated record. Bases 297 to 2306 code for a protein of 669 amino acids. Gene Ontology annotation, cellular component: peroxisome. The transcript has 14 exons.